Messenger RNA from Engraulis encrasicolus (European anchovy), 1251 nucleotides. RefSeq names its product olfactory receptor 10J1-like. Bases 1 to 1251 code for a protein of 416 amino acids. Gene Ontology annotation, cellular component: membrane. Gene Ontology annotation, biological process: detection of chemical stimulus involved in sensory perception of smell; G protein-coupled receptor signaling pathway. Gene Ontology annotation, molecular function: odorant binding; G protein-coupled receptor activity; olfactory receptor activity. NCBI's taxonomy places the organism in Eukaryota, Metazoa, Chordata, Actinopteri, Clupeiformes, Engraulidae. The record is from RefSeq and is a predicted model, not a curated record. The transcript has 3 exons.
AUGGACAAUGUAACAUUUCCCCAAUACCUUUAUUUCACAAUAUUUGGUAAGGGCAAUGAAAAUGUAAAAGCAUUGUAUUUCCUAAUAACAAUAUUAGCAUACGUUCUGAUCAUACUUCUUAAUGUAAGUAUCCUGAUGGCUGUAUUGAUGGACAGAUCUCUUCACGAGCAGCCCAUGUAUCUGUUGAUGUGUUGCCUGUUGUUCAACUCUCUGUACGGCAGCUCAGCACUGCUACCGAGACUUUCUGCUGAUCUUUUGUCAAAUACUCAUGCUAUAUCACGCACUGCCUGUUCCACACAAAUAUUUGUUAUUUACACCUAUGCAAUAUGUGAAUACAAUAUUUUAACUGUUAUGGCAUAUGACAGAUAUGUUGCUAUAUGUGACCCUUUGCGAUAUCAUGACAUCAUGACACAGAGAAAGACACUUUUGCUUAUUUUGUGUGCUUAUUCCUAUGCAGUAUUUUUUAUUGUUAUUGGGGUGUAUUUGUCUGGCACUCUACCUCUGUGUGACAAUGAGAUACCAGGGUUGUACUGCUCAAACUGGUCAAUGGUAAGACUUUCCUGUGUUUCGACCGUAAUUAACAAUAUUUUUGGUUUUCUUCUUACGGUGACUUCAGUCUUUCUGCCUACAGGCUUCAUAUUGUUCACAUACAUCAGGAUUCUUAUUGUCUGUAGAAAAAGCACAGCAGAGCAUAGAGGCAAAGCCCUGCAAACAUGUCUACCGCACAUUGUCGGUUUUGCUACGUAUUCUAUAGCUCUAUUUUCUGAUGUUGCUAUCAGUCGGUAUGAACCUGGCCAAAUUUCAACAGUAGUCGUUUUGAUACUUUCUCUUGAAUAUCUUGUGAUUCCGCCUUUACUAAAUCCACUGUUGUACGGUCUAAACCUGCCAGAUAUCCGAAGGAGAAUGCUGUCUAUCGACAUGACCGCCAACGCUGUGUCUCUCAAGCUCCCCGAGUUCUGGGAAUCAUCUCCUUCAGCCUGGUUCGCUCAAACUGAGGCACAGUUUGCCUUGCGUCAGAUAACCGCCGACGAAACGCAAUACUACUACGUGGUGUCUGCCCUCGGAAGUUCUACGGCGUCGAGAGUGGUGAGCCUUCUUAAACGUCCUCCUCUGACAAGGAAAUAUCAAACGCUGAAGGAAAAAUUGCUGAAAACUUUCGAACUGUCUGACACUGAGAGGGCAACUGCCUGCUCAUGUGAGAGCUGCUUUGGCCAACACUGCCAGCACGGAUUGCAGAGAACUGGCUGCUGA